GGGGGGGAUUGGGUCUAAAUGGGUUAAACAUGGAUGCGAGUUCAGGCGUGAGUUGGAAACUCGUCCCGAAACCGAAGUUGAAAAAGCCUUAGCUCCUCUGGUUUCAAGCGGGAGGUUAUUAUGCCCAGCGUAAACGUGUCUGUGCGAAGUUUGUCUGAAGUAGAGAAACACCUCAGCAGCCGGAUGGACCGGAGUACUGAGGGCGGAUUUCUCAACUUGCCUGUGUCAAUGCGUCGAGGCUCUUCAGAGAACAAUCUGGAUGUGGACCUUAGCGAUGGAAGUUCCCGCACUGCUUUUGGCUUGGAGGUCCAGCGGAGUCGUUCUUGCUUGGACAGCCUCCAGCAGAAGAUACUAAAAGUCACAGAACAGCUGAAGAUUGAGCAAACGGCACGAGAUGAGAAUGUAGCUGAGUAUCUGAAGCUGGUGAACAGUGCAGACAAGCAGCAAGUUGGGCGCAUCAAGCAGGUGUUUGAGAAGAAGAACCAGAAGUCAGCUCAAAACAUUGCACUGAUGCAAAAGAAGCUGGAGAGUUACCACCGAAAAAUGAAAGACAGUGAAUUCUAUCACAGCCCAUCCAGUCACCCUCCCCCAGUCAAACACAGCACCUUACCCAGGGAGUCACCCAGAGAGCUGUUGAAGGACAUGACUGGCAGUGGCCGACACCCAACCAUGGACAAGAUCAAAACUAUCGGGCCAGGUGUUUCUCUUUCCCCUCCUUUUUUCUUCAGUAAACCCAGAGAAUUUGCCAACCUCAUCAGGAACAAAUUUGGCAGCGCUGAUAACAUUGCACACCUCAAAACCUCUCUGGACGCUUCCUCCCCACUGGCCACUGACAGUUCAGGACAAGGGCUGAGCAGCAGUACCUCUUUGGUAAGCAAGCCCAAGUAUCCCAGUGAUGAUGAGUGCUCCUCUGGUAGUGCCUCUAUAUCAGCAGACAGCAACGGGAAUCCAGCAAUGGGAGGAGUGUCUGUAGGCCAGGCCAGUCAAGGCCUUGGCCAGAGCAACCUGGACUUAUGCUGGGAGGAGGUGAGGGAAAUCAAAGAUGCCCAAACCCAGCUGGAGGAAGAUAUCGAAGAGAUAAAGGCACAGUUCAAGAAAGAGUAUGAUAUUAUCAGCCAAACACUACAGGACGAAAGAUACAGGUAUGUACAUUUGGAAGGCCAGUUGAAUGACCUGACCGAACUUCAUCAGAAUGAAAUGGCGAAUCUGAAGCAGGAACUGGCCAGUGUAGAGGAGAGGGUGGCCUACCAGGCUCAUGAAAGAGCCAGGGACAUACAGGAAGCCCUAGAGUCGUGUCAGACUCGCGUCUCCAAGCUGGAGCUCCAGCAGCAGCAGCAGCAGCAGACAGUCCAGCUCGAGAGCCCCGACGCCCGGGUCCUGCUGGGGAAGAGCAUCAACAUCAUGCUGGCAAUCAUUACUGUCAUCCUGGUGUGUGUCUCUACUGCUGCCAAGUUUGCCGCUCCACUGAUGAGAAGCCGAUAUCAUGUGGUAGCGACCAUCCUGGGGGUGUGUUUUUUGACCAUAUUCUGGAAGAACUGGGACCGGUUACAGUAUGCCAUAGACAAGCUGCUGGUGCCGGUUUGAUGGCGAAGAGAACACUCUUAGAACACCCAUCAAACACAAGUGCUGUCAGUCAUCACAAUUACUGUCGAAGAGGAUUGGUUGUACAAUCUUCAGCAGACAUGGUCACCAUUCAUUUGUAGAAACUGAUGGGUUUUUUUUAAACACACUGAAAUUAAAUUUCAAUUUUUUCUUUCUUUAUUUUUAUUUCUUUAGAACUUGAAUGUGUGCAACUAACAGUUUGAUAUGAAUUUUAAAAUAAUAAAUUUUCCUAUUUCCUGAG
Messenger RNA from Melanotaenia boesemani (Boeseman's rainbowfish), 1843 nucleotides. RefSeq names its product transmembrane and coiled-coil domain protein 3-like. The transcript has 4 exons. Gene Ontology annotation, cellular component: endomembrane system. Lineage: Eukaryota; Metazoa; Chordata; Actinopteri; Atheriniformes; Melanotaeniidae. Bases 121 to 1584 code for a protein of 487 amino acids. The record is from RefSeq and is a predicted model, not a curated record.